This is a messenger RNA of Amborella trichopoda, 653 nucleotides long. RefSeq names its product peptidase. NCBI's taxonomy places the organism in Eukaryota, Viridiplantae, Streptophyta, Magnoliopsida, Amborellales, Amborellaceae. Gene Ontology annotation, biological process: anther wall tapetum development. The record is from RefSeq and is a predicted model, not a curated record. Gene Ontology annotation, cellular component: signal peptidase complex; endoplasmic reticulum membrane.
UUCAACAUCGAGGACUUCAAUGCUCGGGGGUGGCUCACCAACAAAAACCAUUAAAUCCAAGACCUGCUUCAUGGCACAGUUCAUGGUUAUAGAGAGAGAGACACAGAGGAUCUCUUAUUGGGGUAAAGGAAAAAGCAGGAGAGAAGCCAUAGAAUUGAAAAGCCUGGAGAGAGAGAGAGAAUGGCAGGUGAGAAGGGGAGGGGAGAGAAAGAGGAAGAUGCAGAGAAGGGUUUUGAGCUGAGUGUUGUUUGCGUGGGGGUAGUGGUGUGCAUAGUGGGGUUGUACACUUGUUUCUCUCUCAAGAAAAUGGUUGUUACCUAUGCGACUCUUCUUGUCCUUGUUGCAGGGGUUUUGUUGCCUGAUUGGACCUUCUUUGCCAGAGAUUUCUCGCAGUGGACCACGCCCAUGCCCCUCCCUCGCCCCAUACACCAUGCGCCUCCCUCCUCACCCGGGUUCAAAAUUUAUCCCAUGAGACUCGCCAUAUUCGGGGUUGUAUAUGGCUUUACAUUAUAUAAAUUGUGGAUGUACAUUGUCCACUAGCUUUGUUUUUUAGAGGUUUUUCAGUGUUUCGAAAUGUAGUCACUUGUUUAGGCCUCAACAGACAUUUAAAAUUCGUUCAAUUAUGGAACAUUAAGCGGGCCUUCUUUAUUUGA